AUGGGGAGAAAGCGGAAACACGGUGAUGUUGCCACAGACGACACGCGGCUGGACUGCUCAAGUAUAACUUCUACCACCUCUAAUAGUGGUGAUAAGGGGUUUGGCCUGGCGGAUACACUAUCUCUAAUUCGCGACGAUAAUGGGCCUAGAGAACCAACCUUGCCCAAGGAUACCUCCGGCGGAGAGGAAAAAGAACCAACCGGGGAGUGGCAGGUGGUAGAUCGAGCGUUCACGAAGAAGCGAAAAAGAAUAGGGAACGAAAAAACAAAAUAUCCAACUUUGACCUAUGCCAUGGGUGGGCGCCAGUCGUCCAUCAAGAUUUCAGAUUUGCAGGGGCUCUUGCUCUAUUGUCUUGCUGAUGCCGUUGCGCCGCAAUGGAUAUCAGUAAAGCACUCAGGCCAUGUAAGAAAAGUUGUUGUGCUUAUGGUUCCAGGCCUGGAGCUGGGGAUGUUUGAUAGGUCGAUCCCCUUAGCUAAAGGAGAGAAGACCCCCGCCCCCGAGACUGAAACUACCCCCAACAGCUACUCUGGAGAUGAAGCAAAGAAAUCCAGCGAGUUUGAGCGUUGGAAGCGUGGGGUAUCCCCCAUCGGUGAGGAGACAGCCCGCCAGUUUGCGCCUAGAGCCAUGCAUAAAGAUAAGCUGCCUGAAGCUUUACAGCCCCUUGCCGACAUAUUUCCGCAUGUCUGGCCAGUGAAGUCCCCUGGGGACUCCAAAUACAAUAAAGUCCACUCACCUCUUCAGGCAAUAUUACGGUCUUCCUUGCCCAAGUCCAAGGAAAACAAUAACAAUAACAAUUCAGGACCUAAAAGAACCAAGAGUCUGCCGAAUUGGGUAUCUCGGCGGACACCAAUUACCACAUUUUUGAGUACUGUUGAUGAUUUAACCGAACUUGAAUACCCUCUACAUCCUGCACUCUUUAGAUCCGCUGAGGAGAAAGAGAAAAAUGCUCGACUGCGUACUAUGAGAGGGCAGUCUGCUGAACACGGAUGGGUGGAUACCCAUGUCGAAGACUUUGCUGACGGAACUGUACCAGACAAUGAAAUAGCAGAAGGCAGUGUAACUGCCGGGCGCGAUGUUUUUGCACUUGACUGUGAAAUGUGUAUCACUGAAGGCGGAAAGUCCGAACUUACCCGAAUUAGUUUGAUGUCAUGGGACGGUGAACGAGUCUUGGAUGAAUUUGUUAAGCCAGUAACACCAAUUAUAGACUACCUAACUCGUUUCUCUGGUGUCACAAAAGAGAAACUUGACCCAGUUACUACGACACUUUCUGACAUACAACAAAAACUGCUUAAAAUUUUGACGCCUCGCUCUAUAUUGCUUGGACAUUCUCUCAACUCUGACCUUAAUGCUCUAAAGCUAACACACCCUUUCAUUGUCGAUACGGCUGCCAUAUACCCACACCCACGGGGGCCACCUCUGAAGUCGAGUCUGAAAUGGCUUUGUCAGAAGUACCUUGGCCGGGAAAUUCAAAAAGGCGAAGCCGGUCACGACUCCAUUGAAGAUGCGAAGGCAGUGCUGGAUCUCGUGAAGGAGAAAUGUGAAAAGGGCGAGGCAUGGGGCACAAGUGAGGCUUCCACAGAAAGUAUUUUCCAACGACUGUCUAGAUCUUCCAAGCCAACCAAAUCUUCCGGUUCUGUUUCCGAGGGUGGACGAACUGGGGCUGUGGUUGACUGGGGAAGUCCCGAGCGUGGUUUUGGUGCACAUGCCAGUAUUACUUUAGGUUGUACCAGUGACGAGGAAGUAGUUCAGUCCACCAAGCUUGCCGUCAACGGGGAUCCUACCGGUAAAAUCCUCUCAGGCGAUGGCGUUGACUUUACCUGGGCCCGACUUCGCAGCCUAGAAAUUUCCCGCGGAUGGUGCAAACGGAUUCCUGGUGCAGACCGUAAUAACCAAUCCACCGAUAUACCCGAUCAGGAUAUUAUAGGCCCAGAAAACUCUGAUGAACUUGGCCGGGCUGUCGCCAAAACUGUUUCUUACAUCCAACAGAUAUGGGAUAAUUUACCGCCAUGUACACUUUUUAUUGUAUAUUCCGGCACCGGUGAUCCACGGGAAGUAGCACGACUACAGGCCUUACGGAGAACUUAUAAUGAAGAGUUCCGGAGCAGAAAGCCAUGGGAUCAACUGAGUGUGAAAUGGACGGAUACUGAAGAGCAGGCGCUCAAACGAGCGUGUCAAGAAGCGAGGGAGGGAUGCGGGUUUAUGGCUGUAAAGUAG
Messenger RNA from Microsporum canis CBS 113480, 2214 nucleotides. RefSeq names its product RNA exonuclease 1. Gene Ontology annotation, molecular function: nucleic acid binding; exonuclease activity. Lineage: Eukaryota; Fungi; Ascomycota; Eurotiomycetes; Onygenales; Arthrodermataceae. The transcript has a single exon. The coding region runs from base 1 to 2214 and encodes 737 amino acids. The record is from RefSeq and is a predicted model, not a curated record. Gene Ontology annotation, cellular component: nucleus.